Messenger RNA from Myxocyprinus asiaticus (Chinese sucker), 6178 nucleotides. RefSeq names its product synaptotagmin-10-like. Bases 153 to 1868 code for a protein of 571 amino acids. The record is from RefSeq and is a predicted model, not a curated record. NCBI's taxonomy places the organism in Eukaryota, Metazoa, Chordata, Actinopteri, Cypriniformes, Catostomidae. Gene Ontology annotation, molecular function: syntaxin binding; calcium-dependent phospholipid binding; calcium ion binding. The transcript has 7 exons. Gene Ontology annotation, cellular component: membrane. Gene Ontology annotation, biological process: regulation of calcium ion-dependent exocytosis; calcium-ion regulated exocytosis; regulation of dopamine secretion.
UGUCGAAAUGUCCUUACAAUGUUCCAGCGCGCCACAGAAGCCAUCACCAGUCUCUGCUUGCGCUUUUGCGCCAAGGACAUGGACUUGGAUGUGUUACUCUCUCUCCAUUCUUAUACGCAUCAGCUGCGCUCGGCAGCACACAUGGUGCCCAAAUGAACCCUCGCUCUCACGGAUCGUCCAACAUACAAUGGAUUAACAGAAAAGACAUGAAUGUCCGCAAGGAUGAUGGCAUAAGCCUGUGCCAAAGGGCUCUCCAAAUAGUAACGGAGCUGUGCCUCGCCGGGCACGUCGAUCGGGAGAAAUGCGUGGAUAUAUUUCCACUGGAGAGCAACAUACCAGGUAAAGGAAAUUCAGACAUCUCUGUAAGUCUCCUAGCGGUGGUUGUAGGUUUCUGUGGGCUCGCCCUUUUGGUAGUCUCUCUCUUUGUCUUUUGGAAGCUGUGCUGGCCCAUUUGGAGAAGCAAGGCGCUCUCGACCAAUGCUGACAACUGUCCCCAGGGGGUACUACCUGAGGCCCCCCCAGCCCUGCCUCCUGUGUCUCGUUCUAUUUCUCCUCAUUCUGAUGCCAAGGCAGUUGCAAUUGCGGGAAGACAGCCAUCACAACACCAGCAGGACGAUGAGGAUGAGAAGAAAAGAAUGGUGCCGGAGGUAAAGGUCAAUGGCCGCAGCUCAGUUAAGCUCCUAGAGGCAGCCAUGAAGAUCAGCCAGACGUCACCAGACAUCCCUGCUGAGGUGCAGCAGGCUCUGCGUGAUCGUCUAAGCAAGCAGGCCAAGAUCCAGCGGCAGACUACCGAACCUACCUCUUCAUCCAGGCACAAUUCUUUCCGCCGACACCUGCCACGGCAGAUGAAUGUGACCAGCAUGGACUUCACCAUGGACACUCUACCUGUGAGGCAGUCUUCUGCGGUCAGUAUUGGCCGUAUUAAACCUGAGCUUUACAAGCAGAAGUCAGUGGACUCUGAAGAGGGGUCCAAGGAGCAGGUGGAAACCUGUGGCAAGCUAAGCUUCGCCCUCAGCUACGACUAUGAGGAGCAAGCUCUUGUGGUUCGAAUUCUAAAGGCCCUUGAUCUGCCCGCUAAAGACUUCACAGGCACCUCCGACCCCUACGUGAAGAUCUACCUGCUUCCUGAGCGCAAAAAGAAGUUUCAGACAAGGGUCCACCGCAAGACGCUUAACCCAACAUUUGACGAGGUGUUCUGCUUCCCUGUGGAGUACAGUGAGCUGUGCAAUCGCAAGUUGCACUUCAGUGUGUACGACUUUGACCGCUUCACAAGUCAUGAUAUGAUCGGUGAGGUGGUGGUUGACAACCUCUUUGAGCUGUCUGACCUAUCACGUGAAGCUGUGGUUUGGAAGGACAUCCUUGCUGCCACUACAGAGAGUGUGGAUCUUGGUGAAAUCAUGUACUCCCUUUGCUAUCUUCCCACGGCUGGACGCAUGACUCUUACCGUCAUCAAGUGUCGUAAUCUAAAAGCCAUGGACAUAACUGGCUACUCAGAUCCAUAUGUUAAAGUUUCCCUCAUAUGUGACGGUCGGAGACUUAAGAAGCGGAAGACAACCACCAAAAAGAACACACUCAACCCAGUUUAUAACGAGGCCAUCAUUUUCGACAUACCACCUGAGAAUGUGGAGCAGGUCAGCCUGUCAAUCACAGUGAUGGAUUAUGACAGAGUUGGACACAAUGAAGUGAUAGGGGUGUGCAGGGCGGGGCCAGAUGCGGAGGGUCUUGGGAGGGAUCAUUGGAACGAGAUGCUAGCUUACCCACGCAAGCCCAUCACCCACUGGCAUGCACUGAAUGAGUGGCCAGGAAGAGCAUCCAGUUUUGAGAGUCAAGGAUCAUGUCCAUCCCCCAAACCCCCACAGACCCCAUAACAACUAGGAGUUCCCACAGUCCUAAUAACAACACACAUUUGGUUUGUAUAAUUAAUAGGGUAUAUUUUUUCUCUAGUUGUAGCUUGUAACAUUGCAUUUUAAUCAAACUAUACAGUACUGGUAUCCCUGCUACAUACACAAACAAGGAUCUAACUCUGAGAGUUUCUGAAACACUUAGCUUUCUUUUUAAACUGGUGCUGAGUUUUUUCGCUCCUAAAACAAAUGUUUUCAGGUCGCUUUGAAGCUGACAGUGAAAUGAUGUGGUAAAAAAGCGAAGCCUCUUCCUGCCUGACAGUAUAAUGAUGCCAUGUCAUUUUACUGACAGAUGAAAUUACAGUGUUUAUUCAUUUCAUAUUUUUGAGUUUCUGACAAAUGCUCUCCUGGUGAAAAUAUUAAACAUGAUCACAUGUGAAGUCGACAUGAUGUUUCCGAUAGUUUCGGUACUCUAGGAUCGGCGACUGUAUGCUGACACGUUGACAAGCAGCAUUAUUAUCAGACAUGUUUGCAGUGGUGUCAAUGUGUUUACUUUUCCACCUAGCGCGAUUGGCAGCACGUUGCAUCAGCUGCGUGGGAGACAAGGGUUCAAAGGCAGGCAGUAACCACGUUUUAAAUAAUCAAUGACGAGCAUGAUUCGGAGGUUUCACUUUUCCCUCUAACAUUACUUAUCUACUCCACUAAUGGUUAAGGUAAGGUUUGGGUAGGGGGAUAGAAUCUAUAAAUAUAUGCUUUUCUCUUCAUUGUAUAACAUCCUAUAAAGCUGAAAACAACUUGCUUCACUACUAGCUUUUGAUGGCCUCUCCUGGACAUAAAUGGAGCUCACACGUGCCCAUAUGCCCUACAACACUUACUGCUUUGGCCACUGGGGGCAUUGUUUCGGAAUUUCUGUCAACGCAUACCGAUUUUGACAAAAGAAAAGUCAAUUUACUUUUUUUCAAUUUCACUGUGAGAUCAGGUUGAAAUAGUUGACAAAUUUGAUUCAGGGUUAGGGUAGUAAAAAGAAAAAGCUUUGAAAUAUGAAAUCAGGACUUUUGGCAUGGAGGUUACAAUAAAUCAAGAUUACUAUUAUUACUUAAAGUAUCAAGCAUCUAAAACUUCUUCUUUACUCAAAGAAUGGAUUAGAAUAGUUAAAAAAAGAAUAUUUUUUUCAACAAAGACACAUCAGUCACUUGAGAUAUCAAGGUGUUAUUACUGGCAUACCACAUUGUGCUUUAUCUAUGACAGACUGCUUUUGCGUGAUAUGAAAGCUGGAUAUUCGUUAUACAGUCUGUAUUAACUUAUCUGAGAUUAAGAAGAAAGGAGAGAGAAAGCCACUUUGAGUCAAUAUUUGAGUCUAGCUUUUUUCAAUGCAUAUACUACCAGUGAUGGGUGAAUUAGAUUACAAAGUAAUUAGUUACUGUAAUAGAAUUACUUUUAGUCAAAAAAGUAAUGUAAUGCAUUACAUUGUAAAUUCUUGUAAUCAGAUUACAGUUACUUUCUUUAGUUUAAAGUAAUUACUUUUAAUUACAUGCACUGAAGUAAUAUGUAUAAUACAUUUAAUGUAUUCAUUUAUAUGUAGGUCUGUUAGCGUUUCUGUGACAGCUGAUGGGUGUGCGACAAUGAAUGAGAAGAAAAUAUAGGCAUUUUGAAUUUGAGCGGAAAACCAAAAACUUUUCUGGGAAAAGUGAUUUAAGAAAGUAACUUAAAAGUAAAAUAAUUAAUAAUGUGAUUAUGUUUUAGAUUAAGUAAUCAGUAAAGAAUUAUGAUUAAAUUUUUAGAGAAGUAAUUAGUCAUUUGUCGUGGGUUACUUAUUUUGAGUAACUGACUACUACAUAUGUUAUAAAUCUACUAAUUGAAAUCAUGUGCUUGUUGAUAGCUUCUAAGUACAUUUUUCUGAAUAAAAACUGCUAUAUACAGGUAUAUUGAUUUAUAGACACAAUAUAAAUGUAAUCAACAGUAUUCAGUAGCCAUUCUCUUUUUAGAAUUACCACAUGUGUUUAUCUUAUCUGUUUGUUCCAAAGUUGGUGUCUGCCCCUUUCUUUGAAAAAAAUCCAAUAAUACAUUUCAUCAAAUAGAUUGAGAAGCUGGUCUUCUCACUUUCCUCAUUUUCCACCAUGAAAACAUUGAGAAAAGAAAAAGGGAAACUAAAGACAAAAUUAUAAACAGAGAUAUAAAAACAUUUUCCAUGGGUGUAGGCACCAAAAGCCUCUAGUGUAUACUCGGCCAUUGAUUAGACUGAAUGACGCCAUGCCUUUAAGAGCAGUCACGAUGUGAACAAAUCUAAAUCCAUUUGAAAACCUAAAAAACAAUGGAAUUUCCAAGAUUUCUCUGCAUCAAACCAACUUUCAACUUUUCUGCUAGUAUAUGCUGAAAUUAAUGUUGUUUAGAGGGGAGUUUACCUCAAUUCAGAACAAAACAUCUUUUUGAUUAUUACUGUUUAAUUAAUAUCCAGGUUAAUAUUUUAAUGAGUUCUUAUUAAGAUCUUUAAUCUUUUCAAAUACAUGUAACACUUCCCAAACAUUACAUCCUCAUAUCCAUCUAUAUUUCAUAUCUAUAAACAAUCAUCUACAGUAUCUCCCUCUCCCUUACAGGUGUACAAUUCCAUUUUCAGUGCUAAAAGGCAGACAGUAUAAAACUGUUGCAAGUGAGACACAGCAUUGUUCCUAAAAGAAUAUACAAAGUAAAAUAAAAUUUGAUGAUGUCUUCGAUGCUCGCACAGUGAAUAACACAGUUGGAAAGUUGUGUGCAAUUCUGUUAAGGCUGUAAAAAUAUUUCAUCAAGCAAAUAUUGGUGAAAUAUGCUAUAUAGAGAUCCAUCUUCAGAUGACAGUUGAAGGGGAAAUCAUUGCUGAUAUGUUAUUAAUGAGGAAAAAUUGGAAAAUUAGCUUUCUUCUGAGGUGGUCAAGGAUGAAUUGGUUCAGGGUAAAACUUGAAUGUUUUUUUUUUUCUCUCCCCUUUUUCCUCUCCAAUUUGAAAUGCCCAAUUCCCAAUGCGCUCUAAGUCCUCGUGGUGGCGUAGUGACUCGCCUCUAUCCGGGUGGCGGAAGACGAAUCUCAGUUGCCUCCGUGUCUAACCACGUCUGACAGUCAAUGUGUGCAUUUUAUCACGUGGCUUGUUGAGCGCGUUACCGCGGAGACAUAGCACGUGUGGAGGCUUCACACUAUUCUUCGCGGCAUCCACGUACAACUCACCAUGCACCCCACUGAGAGUGAGAACCACACAUUAUAGUGACCAUGAGGAAGUUACCCCAUGUGACUCUACCCUCCCUAGCAACCGGGCCAAUUUGGUUGCUUAGGAGACUUGGCUGGAGUCAAAACUUGAAUUUUCAAUUAAUCGUUACCAUCUAAAGCAAUUAAUGUUAUUGAAACAUUUUUCUUUCAAGUAAGAACUGUGAAAUGAGAAGAAGUACUGUCACAUAAUAUAGGUACAAUUCAUGAAAUAUUUACACAUUGUGGUAAUUUAAAAUGGGUGGACAACAGACAAUAGAGAAGAAAAAAACCUUCAUUUACUUUUGCCUGUUGAUUGGUGCCUAAUGUGGUUGAAUUUUGUUGUAUCAUUGCAGUGAAUUAUUCAUUGUGUGAAAUCAUCCAGCAUUUAUUCAGUCAGUAUGCAAAUAAUAUGGCACAACAUGGUAAUUGCACACCUACCUACUGUAUCUUUUUACAGCUGGACCCUUGAUUGGGUUGUCUGAGUAUUACUUGUGUGUCCAUAAGUAAUAAUACAAUCAAACAUGGCAAUUACACAAAAGGCUGUGUACUGUUAACUGAAUUGCACAUUAAGACAGUGCUUCUACCCAGAGCUCGGUCAGAGUAAUAGAACAAAGAUAGUGUAUUCUUGUAGCAUGCUGAUACCAGUACCUAGACUUGAUUGAUAUCAUUUAGAAAUAUAGACUCCUAUUAUUCCUCAAGAGUUAUUCUUUUUUAUUUAGUUUAGAUUUGCCAGUGCCAACGUGUGUAUAUACUUGAGAAUUUCUUUAACAAUUGUUAUCUUGUUAAAGUGCAUUUCUAUGGAUUGUUUGGUGGUGAUUUGUACUAUGGGCUUGUGAUCUUGAAUAACUUUAUACACAAUUUGCAUAUAUUGUGUAAUGGCUUCUCAAAAUGUAAACCUGUUUUGAUUAGCACUCAACUUCAUGGGAUUAUUUCUUGUUGAGCUAUUGAUGAAUCGCUUCUCAGUAAAACAGUAAUUCUUUGUCAUCCUUGCACCUGACAACAAAAAUGAUUGCUAUAUGUUGUUAUGAUGUGUACAGUUUGUGAUAACUUUUGUAAACAAAAAAUUGCAGUAAAUAUUUGAAAUAUAAUUUUACUGGAUGUUUCAAAUGUAUUUUUAACUAAAUAA